Messenger RNA from Panicum virgatum (switchgrass), 1367 nucleotides. Its product is annotated as peroxidase 2-like. Gene Ontology annotation, cellular component: plasmodesma; plant-type cell wall. Bases 97 to 1158 code for a protein of 353 amino acids. Gene Ontology annotation, biological process: hydrogen peroxide catabolic process; response to oxidative stress. The record is from RefSeq and is a predicted model, not a curated record. Lineage: Eukaryota; Viridiplantae; Streptophyta; Magnoliopsida; Poales; Poaceae. The transcript is spliced from 2 exons. Gene Ontology annotation, molecular function: heme binding; peroxidase activity.
UCCAGUGCACUCUCGAGCUAACAGAGCUCGAUCCCACUGUUCGCACGCAGACAGCUAGCAGCAGGAACACGAAGUAAUAACACGGCAGGAGAGACGAUGGCCAGGCUUGCCGCUCUGACGACGGCGGCCAUGCUUGCGGUGGUGUGCUCGGUGACAUGCUGCCAAGCUGAGGGCUACGGCUACCCUGGCCCGGGAGGCGGUUACCCCAGCCCCAGCCCGACGCCGCCUGCCCCGACUCCGAGUGGCGCCGACCUGGCGGUUGGUUUCUACAGGGACGCGUGCCCGAACGCCGAGGCCAUCGUGCGAGACGUCGUCAAGAAGGCGGUGGAGCAGAACCCCGGCGUCGGGGCAGGGCUCAUCCGGAUGCUCUUCCACGACUGCUUCGUCCAGGGCUGCGACGCGUCCGUGCUGCUCGACCCGACGGCGGCCAACACGCAGCCGGAGAAGCUGUCCCCGCCCAACUUCCCCAGCCUGCGCGGCUUCGAGGUCAUCGACGCGGCCAAGGCGGCGCUCGAGGCCGCCUGCCCCGGCAAGGUCUCCCGCGCCGACAUCGUCGCCUUCGCCGGCCGCGACGCCAGCGCCGUCCUCAGCGGCGGCCGGGCCGACUUCGCCAUGCCCGCGGGCCGCCGCGACGGCCGCGCGUCCAGCGCCAACGACGCGCUCCAGUUCCUCCCGCCGCCCUCGUUCAACCUCUCCGAGCUCACCGCCAGCUUCGCCGCCAAGGGGCUCGACGCCGAUGACCUCGUCGUGCUCUCGGGCGCCCACACCGUCGGCCGCUCCCACUGCUCGUCCUUCGUCGGCGACGGCCGCCUCAACGCGUCCACGUCCGACAUGAACCCGGCGCUGGCCGCCUCGCUGCGCCGCCAGUGCCCGGCGAACCCGACCGCGGCCAACGACCCCACCGUGGUGCAGGACACCGUGACCCCCAACACUCUGGACAGCCAGUACUACAGGAACGCGCUCAGGCGGAACGUGCUCUUCACGUCGGACGCGGCGCUCCUCAGGUCCGGGCAGACGGCGGCGGCGGUGGUGCAGAACGCGUUCGUCCCGGGGCUGUGGGAGCAGAAGUUCGCGGCGGCGAUGGUGAAGAUGGCCAGCAUCGAGGUGAAGACCGGCGCCAAUGGCGAGAUCAGGAGGAACUGCCGGGUCGUCAACUAGUUCGAUCGAUUGAUCAUCAGACGAUAGAUGGAUCAUUUUGUACCCGCGUUGAGUCCUUAUCGUGUCAUCAUCGUUUAUUUCGUGCUCUCUCGCUGGUUGCAUAUGUACUGUAUGCAAGCCUCCACUGUAAGUUUUUGAAUCUUUCAACUUAGAAAACAUGUUAUGUUCGCCAUGAUUUAUUAAUAAAGUAGGAGUGGUUAAAUGUGAAA